Molecule: messenger RNA, 5952 nt
Organism: Pygocentrus nattereri (red-bellied piranha)
Lineage: Eukaryota; Metazoa; Chordata; Actinopteri; Characiformes; Serrasalmidae
Gene: ednraa
Product: endothelin receptor type Aa
Exons: 8
Coding region: 311-1633 (440 amino acids)
Biological process (GO): vasoconstriction; regulation of blood pressure; G protein-coupled receptor signaling pathway
Cellular component (GO): membrane
Molecular function (GO): endothelin receptor activity
Source: RefSeq, a predicted model, not a curated record
AAAAACACACACACACACACAGAGCAACUCUCCACAGGAAAAGCUGGAGACAGAAUGCAGAGCAGCACCUCACAGCAGCCUCGGCGUGCAGUGGCAGCCCAAAAGGGAUCCUCCUCUACUUUGAUAGUUGCUUAAUUACUCAUGUGAUGCCACACAGAUGUCUGGGGGGGCUCCAGCCGAAAGUUUGCCCCACUCGUUCGCUGACUGACUGACUGAGUGACAGGAUCCAAGGGAAGGCAGACAUUUAAGGAGCGCCUUGCCGUGUCUAUAAUUGGACUCUUAUCAGCUUAUCUGCAGAUCGGAGAGUGGAAUGUGUUCAGCAAUGGUCUCUACGACACUACAUGUGUUGUUGCUAAUGGCCAUCAUGGCCGCUGGUGGAAUGGCUCAGAUAAACAGCACAGAGGACCUUCCUGGCUCUUCCUGGCCUUUCUCCACCACCGUUCAGCCCAGGGAGAGCCACAGCGGGCCAGGGAACCUCCCAGGCCCAAGGCCCACUUUCAGAGUAGCUACAACAGGGAACAGCACCAUGGGUAUGAAGGACAGGACACGCCCCCCACCCUGUGUGGUUUCGACCUCUGUUAAGGCCGCUUUCAAGGUCAUAAACACUAUCAUUUCCUGUGUGGUGUUCGUGGUGGGCAUGGUAGGCAAUGCCACCGUGCUAAGGAUUAUCUACCAGCACAAGUGCAUGAGGAAUGGACCUAAUGCCCUCAUCGCCAGUCUGGCCCUAGGUGACCUCAUCUACAUCGCCAUAGAUAUUCCCAUAAACGUCUACAAGCUCCUGAUGAGUGAAUUCCCAUUGGCUCACACCUCAUUUGGUCAGUUCCUGUGUAAGCUGGUGCCCUUCCUCCAGAAAGCGUCUGUAGGCAUCACAGUGCUGAACUUGUGUGCUCUCAGUGUGGACAGGUACAGGGCUGUAGCCUCAUGGAGCCGUGUGCAAGGAGUGGGAAUCCCCUUACUGACCGCUGUGGAAAUCGUGGUCAUCUGGGUGCUGUCCAUCAUCCUGGCUGUGCCAGAGGCCAUAGUGUUCAACACGACGUCCUUCAACUACAGCAACACGCAGAUUUACACCUGCAUGCUAGUACCCACAUCAACCUUCAUGCAUCAUUACAUUCAGUGGAAGGACUGGUGGCUCUUUGGCUUUUAUUUCUGUGUGCCGCUGGCCUGUACGGCCUUUUUCUACACCCUCAUGGCCUUUGAGAUGCUAAACCACCGGAAAGGAAGCCUCCGAAUCGCUCUAAGUGACCACCUCAAACAGAGGAGGGAGGUGGCCAAGGCCGUUUUCUGUCUGGUGCUGAUCUUCGCGCUCUGCUGGUUCCCCCUGCACCUCAGCAGACUCCUGAAGAAACUGAUGUAUGAUGAAAGAGACAAAAACCGUUGUGAACUAUUAAACUUCCUGUUGAUCAUGAAUCACUUUGGCAUGAACCUGGCCACUGUCAACUCCUGCAUCAACCCCAUCAUCCUCUACUUCAUCAGCAAGAAGUUUAAGAAUUGCUUCAACUCUUGCCUGUGUUGCUGGCGCCGCUCCAAGAGCCAAGGCACCAGCUUAAGCCCAAUGAACGGCACGAGCAUCCAGUGCAAAAACCAAGAGCCCAACAAUCACACUGAUCGCAGCUUGCGCAAAGACAGCGACUGAUCUGCGCUGCACGGCGCUGCCUGUGGCCUGGAGGACCCACUGCGAUUCAUCUGUACCUAGCUUUGUUGACAGGAUGAAAGCCACCACCUAGUUCAACUGCAGACCUUGACAUGUGAAGCUUUAAAGACAAAAGUGCAGAGGAAACUAGCGCUUUUCUGUGCCGGGCACAGUAUGAAAAGAAGCUGCUGUUAUAUAUUUAUAUAUAUCUAUAUAUAACCAACCACAGACUAGACAAUGGGACUGAUGUAUUUAAGGUCAUGUUCCCAGAAGCUUCUGGAGUUAUGUUUUGCUGUGAGACAGGAGGCAGUGGGUGGAGGAGAGGGGGGCAGGAUGCAGCUGAACGUCAGUUAUAAAUGAACCCCAAUCAGGGGCUUAGCAUGGCCCAUGAACACACAAAUACUAGGACCUGCACACACACAAACACAUGUGUGGGCUGUUAACAUACUUUCUCAAGGGGCAGGAAACUGAAGGAAGGAAGAGUGGAGUGGUGUGUAUGACGUUCUCUCUCUGUCAAUUUGGACUAAGCCAAAGAGGCCACCAUCACAAAUUUUCCUGAUGCUGCUCAGGAUUGAAACUCCCAAUUGGUCUCUAAAUAUGGACCUAGAACAUCUGAUGGACUUUAUAUUGUGCCUGGCGAGCUUGAUCCCACUUAUUUAAAGUCAUCCUGAUUGCACCAGACUGUUGAAACAGUUGGUAAGAUGGACAGCACUUUAGUUUAUUGAGGUGGACUGAGUUCAAAGGGCUAAGUCUUGUUCUUUACAGUGCUUUGAAAAAUGGAUUUGCUUUUCUUCAUUUUAUCAUGCUGUUUCUUCUCAGAUCCUUAAUGGAUCCAGAGACUAUCCAAAUUAGAACAAGAUGCAGUGUUCAGUUUCUGGAUAACAAAAAAGAAUCAUCAAUCUGUCUGUGUGUAGAACAUUGCUGCAGAACUCAGUAAACAUCCAGGUGCUUUUUUUCAAAGCUAACAUAAGCUAUUUCUAUGAAUUUUAACCCAAUUUUCUCCUUCGUUUUAGUCAUAAUCAGUUCUCACCCAGCUAGGCCCCCCUUCCUAAACACAUGCUAUCCAGCAGGGAGGGUUUAGGCCAACAUAUAAGUUAAGCACCACCACAUCUUUUCAAACUGCCACAAAUGUAGCAUCAUUGGACGAAAUGCUUGGAGGAGAGCUUUGAUACUUUUAUGUAGGCUAAGGGAUGCCAACGUUGGCUGACAUUGAUUGGAGCAGAAAAGGAGGGCGAUUCUACCCAAAGAGAGAGAAUAAGGCCAAUCAUGCUCUAUUGGCAUUGCUUGGAAACUACUCACAAUCUCCUAAUGACAGGUUGAACGUUUAGACUAGUGGUCACCAACCCAGGUCCUGGAGGUCUACCUUCCUGGAGAGUCUGGUUCCAAUCUCAAUCUGCCACACCUGCUCCAGCUAAUUCACUUGUUCUGAAGUUCUUGAUUGGCUGAAUCUGAGGCAUUUGUGUUGAGUAAGCAUGUUAGCUGGAGGUUAGGACUAAACUCUACAGGAAAGUUGAUCUCUAAGAGAAGGGCCGGGUACCACUGGUUUUGAUGGUUGCACCACUCGAGAGCCUAAAGUUAAUAUAAACAUAAAUGUAAGCUUUUAGAUGCCAGAAUUGGUAUUUAUUACUCUUGAGGUCCUACAGUUUUAGGUCGCCUUCAUACCACUGUUGUAAAUAAAAAUUGUGCUUUGAGCCAUCCCUCACAGACAGCUGUACACAUGCAUUUGUUGACAAGCCGAAGGUCAAGCAAUCUGACUCCUCUUAGGUUACAGCCUACAUUGCAAUCAUUAAUAUAUAACAUUGGCAGUGAUGUACACUCUGCUGCUGGAUUUUCGCCGUUCAUAGCUCCAUUAGCUAUCCAUUAACUAUCUAGCAUCCUUAUAUAUCUCGCCAACAAGUAAAAGACUGAUAUUUAGUCUUGUUCGGUCUCUUGAUUGGUCACUCUCUCGUUUGUCUUCUUCGCUUCCUCCAACAUCUUCUUCAGGCUCUUUAAUGUGUGAUGUGGUGCCAUAAAGCGUUGUGCGUUUAUCGAUAGAACUUUCGUGCCCGCUCCUCCAAAGCUACAUAGCAGAAUAGCAAGCAUUCUGGAGUGAAAAUGACAGAGAUAUGAUUCUCCCAAUUGUAAGUCAGUGUACCACUAAAAUGAUUUUGAAACUCUUAUUUUAAGGUAAAAUUGUUACAUAACGUUGCAGCUGUUUGUGUCUAGCAACUUUUGAAGGUUCAUAAACUUAUACUCUUUACUAAGGUAUGGUUUGGAAGUUGUAUUUUGUUAUUUUUGUCUCCCAGGUACCUUUUGUACCCAUCGUCCAAAUCAAACCUAGUAACUGACCAAUGUUUCCCAGGAACUAAACCUUUUCAUCCCUGUAACUGGAAUUUAUUUGAAUUUACAAUGACCUUUUCUUACGCAAAGAGCUGCUAGAGUCUAAGAAAAUGCAUCCAUUCACUAUGUAAAUCACACAGAAAUGCAGAAAACCUUUUUUCACUGCAUUCUACAUUUACGAAUUUUACCACUUCAAAUUGUUUGGACACUGCAGUAUUGUGUUCUAUAUAAAUACACUUGAUCCAUGCCCAAAUAAUGCGUUGCUAUACUGCACCACAUAUUCCAGAAACAUUUUAAACUUCACGUAUAACCAAAACGAAAAGGUGCUUUUUGAUCCUUCAUAAGGAAUGCAGGCCAAAGCUAAUGCUUUCUGUCCCACAGCUGGGCUUGCUGACCAUCAGCUCCAGUUAGCAAUGCAGAGGCUAAUGACUUCUGACCCUGUUCGAAUUUUAGACUUAGCUCUAGGAGGCUGUCCAAUUGCAACAAACCCUUGGUAAUAACGUUGAAAAAAAAAGAAGAGAGAGAGAACAUUUCUAAGUUCAGCGCGAGGGCUUGGGAAAAAGGGGGCCUCUCUGUCGAACCAAAAAACAACCACACCGUUUAAACAUCUUCCUUUACUCGCAACACUGUGAAUUCCCUAUUCCUAAGUAUUACUCAUUGUGUAUACAUUAGACUACCUUAGUAUGAACAUUUGUAACCUUUCUAUUGUCUUUAUUUAUGUCGGAUCAUAUUAUGUCACUUGUUAUGGAAUUUAGCAGCAGUCUGAGAUGAACCAGCCUAAAGACCCUUUUCCAGGAAUAUGGUGUCAUUUCUGUUUCUUCAUAUGAGCUUCAGAGACAGCUGGGAUUGGUUUCAAUCACAUUCAGGAGGCUUCAGUUUAUAAUAUUUUUUAGUGAGAAUAUAGUGGUUUAUACAACUUUUGGUUGCAUUUCAACUGAGAAAGGUCUGUGUUACUCAGAUUGCAGUUUUAGAUCAAUGCAACACUUUUCUUUCAUGCUUUUACAUUAUGCAAAAAGUGCUGAAUUUAAAGGAAUACUACAGUAUUUUUCCUAGUCUAUAUCUGUAGUGCAUCAUCAGUUAUGAUUUAACUAAUCUAGGUGUGUUUAGAAAAGAAGAGAAAACAAUGCAAUGCCAUGUAAAAUGCAGCACUGUCAAAACCCCUAUUCAUAAAGUCACCAUGGUGAUGAUUUGCUGAUGUCAUUUUUAUAAUGCAGUUUUUAACAGCUUCCCAGGCAAAAGCCAAUCAGAACUGACACGUAAAUGAAGGAAGACAUUUUAAGGACCCACACCAUGUAAAGCUCUGGUUAGCUCCUAAAUCAGAUACAGUAAAAGAAAUAAAAACAAAGAAAAUUCUCAUUAACACAACUGCAAACAGUUCUUCACUAAAUAUGGAGAAACACAUGGAGAUGAUUGUUUAUGUUAAUGAGUCAUAUGCUAAAGAUUUGACAGAUGAGGCUGAAAAACACUGAAGUAUUCCUUUAAAGUUACCAGAAGUUGUAAUGGGCAACCUUUUAUAUCUCAGCUCCUCUUCUAAAUGUACCUGUUGCAGCUCAGAUUACUAGCAGUGGUGUUUGAUGCGUCAAACUAAUCUAGAUAAUCUGCUGCUCUGACAUAAACAUAACAGAUGCCACUAUUGAUCCAGCCAUUCAAGUGACGUCUAGAGACCCGUGAGAGAGCAGCCUGCUUCUGGCUCAGUUUCCGCUGGGAAGAAGCUCCAGUCUGGAACUUAUCUGAGCCACAUUUUGACCUGUUUGGCAGUAGAAUUGUCAACGUCAUCUGUGUCCAGUUUAACGACAUGUGCUGCAUUCGUGGAAGGGUCUCAAAAUGUGUCUGUAAAGUGUGCUCAGCAAAUGGUUCUUACAAGAUAAUUUGGCUUUUAUUGGUGUGGCAUCACUAUGUCCUGACAAAUGUGUUUUUAAUUUGUUUAAGAAUGUUUAUGUAUGUAAUUAAAGUUCUUUUUCCAGUAAAGCUUAUAUAAUAUAAAAGCAUUUGUAUUGCUCCAA